CCAGCUUCUCGGGCAGGAAAAUUUUUGGCGCCUUCUUCAAGCUUGGGAUUGAUUGUCCAAGUGGAACGCGUCUCUUGCAAUAUUCGGUUGCAAGCUUUGGCCCUUUCCACAAUUGUGCACUCUCAUAUUGCCCUUCUCCCUACAGUUCCAAAUACGCGUCUUCGAAGAUGACGGAAGUCAAGGGGACCUCCAAGCAGGCGGAUGAGUUUUCCAUCAAGCCGCAAGCUGUUACUCCAGCCCUCGACACCAGCAAUUGGCCCUUGCUGCUCAAGAACUAUGACAAGCUCCUUGUCCGAACGGGCCACUUCACUCCCAUCCCGAACGGCUCCUCUCCGUUGAAGCGAGACAUCAAGUCCUACGUCUCAAGCGGCGUCAUCAACUUGGACAAGCCGUCCAACCCAUCCAGUCAUGAAGUUGUCGCUUGGGUUAAGCGUAUGCUCCGUGUGGAAAAGACGGGCCACAGCGGUACCCUCGAUCCCAAGGUCACGGGCUGUCUCAUCGUCUGCAUUGACCGGGCGACUCGUCUUGUCAAGUCGCAGCAGGGAGCCGGCAAGGAAUACGUUGCCGUCAUUCGGUUCCAUGAUACCAUACCCGGUGGCGAGCCUGCCUUUGCGCAGGCCUUGGAGACAUUGACGGGCGCGUUGUUCCAGAGGCCGCCUUUGAUCUCGGCCGUCAAGAGGCAACUCCGUAUCAGAACCAUCCACGAGAGCAAGUUGAUCUCCUUUGACAACGACCGCCACCUCGGCGUUUUCUGGGUCAGCUGUGAGGCGGGUACAUAUAUCCGUACCCUCUGUGUCCAUCUGGGUCUCCUCCUGGGGGUUGGAGCUCACAUGCAGGAGCUUCGCCGUGUCCGAAGUGGCGCUAUGGACGAAACUAAGGACAUGGUCACGUUGCACGACGUUCUGGAUGCCCAGUGGUUGUACGACAACCAGAACGACGAGACUUACCUGAGAAAGGUCAUCGCGCCGCUGGAGUCUCUGUUGACUACAUACAAGCGUCUUGUGGUUAAGGACAGUGCAGUCAACGCUGUCUGCUAUGGCGCGAAGCUCAUGCUUCCAGGCCUGCUACGAUAUGAGUCUGGCAUUGAACAUCAUGAAGAGGUCAUUCUCAUGACCACCAAAGGAGAGGCCAUUGCUCUUGGAAUUGCCCAAAUGUCGACUGUGGAGAUGUCCUCUUGUGAUCAUGGAGUCGUCGCCAAGGUGAAGCGGUGCAUCAUGGAGAGAGACCUCUACCCUAGAAGAUGGGGCCUUGGUCCUGUUGCGCUUGAGAAGAAGAAGCUCAAGGCGGGCGGGAAGCUGGACAAGUUUGGCCGAGUGAACGAGGCAACACCCGCGAAGUGGACAGAAGGGUAUACCGACUACAACCCGCAGACAGCGACCGCGGCGGCAGAGUCGGCGCCUGCUCCGGCUGCCGAGUCAACACCCCAGAACGCCCCGGAUGAGAUGGCCGUUGAUGAUGCCGAGGACGACGACAAGAAGAAGCGGAAGAAGCAUGAGGGAGAGACUCCGGAGGAGAAGGCCGAGAGGAAACGGAGGAAGAAGGAGAAGAAGGCCAAGAAGGCCUCGGGCGAUAAGUCAGGAAAGGGAGAGGACGAGGACAGCGACUAAUGGCCGAAAUUCUCUUCCCUUCGUAUACUUCAAAACCACGGUGGCGUUUUGCUGUACCUAUGUCAUACAUUGUCGGGAAAGGGUGGCGUUCAGGGACUCUUAAGAUCAUGUUCAUUGCUAUCUCGUUGGAGUAGUGCAGAGGUCCAAGGAUGGGAAUACCGUUCAAAGCUUCGCAUCAUUCCGAGGCUUUUGCAUGAUACCUUCUUUAUUCCUAUUUAGUAUUUGAAUCUGUUGCUUUUGUGUAUCUUCGGCCACGGGAAAAGUGAGACCCCAUUGCCCUCCUGAAGUAUCCGCAACGGCUCUCCUGGGCUUCAUAAGAUCAAUUACCACCACUUGAAUUA
This is a messenger RNA of Phialemonium atrogriseum, 1948 nucleotides long. RefSeq names its product centromere/microtubule-binding protein cbf5. The record is from RefSeq and is a predicted model, not a curated record. The coding region runs from base 168 to 1607 and encodes 479 amino acids. Gene Ontology annotation, cellular component: box H/ACA snoRNP complex. NCBI's taxonomy places the organism in Eukaryota, Fungi, Ascomycota, Sordariomycetes, Cephalothecales, Cephalothecaceae. The transcript is spliced from 4 exons. Gene Ontology annotation, biological process: snRNA pseudouridine synthesis; mRNA pseudouridine synthesis; box H/ACA sno(s)RNA 3'-end processing. Gene Ontology annotation, molecular function: pseudouridine synthase activity; RNA binding.